AGCGGGAGAGGAGCCCACGUCGCCUGUCACCCACAUCCACGCCGCACCGCCAAGAGGAAAGAUGUUCGCCUGCGCCAAGCUCGCCCGCACCCCCGCUCUGAUCCGAGCUGGAUCCAGAGUUGCAUAUAGACCAAUUUCUGCAUCAGUGUUAUCUCGACCAGAGACUAGGACUGGAGAGGGCUCUACAGUAAUUAAUGGGGCUCAGAAUGGUAUGUGUCAGCUGAUCCGAAGGGAGUUUCAGACCAGUGCAAUCAGCAGAGACAUUGAUACUGCUGCCAAAUUCAUCGGUGCAGGUGCUGCAACAGUAGGAGUUGCUGGUUCUGGUGCUGGUAUUGGAACAGUCUUUGGCAGCCUUAUCAUUGGUUAUGCCAGAAACCCUUCACUGAAGCAGCAGCUGUUCUCUUAUGCUAUCCUGGGAUUUGCCUUGUCUGAAGCUAUGGGUCUCUUUUGUUUGAUGGUUGCUUUCUUGAUCUUGUUUGCCAUGUAACAGAAAUUACUGCCUGAAAUGUUGGCAUUCAUAGAAAUUACGGAUGUAAUUCUGUGUAUCUUGCUGUGACUCCAAAAACUGCUGGUGUCAAGGAGAUGUACGUUAUUUCCAAAGUCAUUUCAUUAAAGAUGAAAACUUUAA
This is a messenger RNA of Phodopus roborovskii (desert hamster), 628 nucleotides long. It is a transcript of the gene Atp5mc3, whose product is annotated as ATP synthase membrane subunit c locus 3. Bases 62 to 487 code for a protein of 141 amino acids. The record is from RefSeq and is a predicted model, not a curated record. The transcript has 4 exons. Gene Ontology annotation, molecular function: proton transmembrane transporter activity. Gene Ontology annotation, biological process: proton motive force-driven ATP synthesis; proton transmembrane transport. NCBI's taxonomy places the organism in Eukaryota, Metazoa, Chordata, Mammalia, Rodentia, Cricetidae.